Messenger RNA from Trichosporon asahii var. asahii CBS 2479, 1377 nucleotides. RefSeq lists its product as uncharacterized. The record is from RefSeq and is a predicted model, not a curated record. Bases 1 to 1377 code for a protein of 458 amino acids. The transcript has 2 exons. Lineage: Eukaryota; Fungi; Basidiomycota; Tremellomycetes; Trichosporonales; Trichosporonaceae. Gene Ontology annotation, molecular function: FAD binding; monooxygenase activity.
AUGGCUAUCGACAACAAGAACCCCGAGUUCAAGCAGCUUCACGUUGCCAUUGUUGGUGGCGGACUUGGUGGCAUGGCCGCUGCUGUUGCCAUGCGCCGCGCGGGCCACAAGGUCUCCAUCUUCGAGCGUCGCGACUUCAAGGUCGAGGUCGGUGCCUCCAUUUCAUGCGCUGCCAACGGUGGCAAGUGGCUCCGCGAGUGGGGCGUCGACCCUCAGCGCGGCCGACCGGUGGAGCUCAUGAAGCUUGUCAUGCGCGACUGGGAGACCGGAGAGAUCCUCAACCUUUACGACCUGCACGAGUACGAGAAGACCUGGGGAAUCCCCUACUACAUGUUCCACCGCGUGGACAUGCACGAGAUGCUCCUCGAGGCCGCUACCUCGCCCGAUGGACCGGGAGAGCCCGCCUCUGUCGUCGUCGACCACAUCGCCAAGCGCUGCGACCCUGAGGCCGGUAUCGUCGAGUUCGAGAACGGUGAGGUCAUCAAGGCCGACCUCGUUAUCGGCUCCGACGGUAUCCGCUCCAUCCUCCGCCGCGAGAUCGGCGUCACCCCCCAGACCCACUCGGCCAACCAGACCUGCUACCGCUGCAACGUCCGCAAGGAGGAUCUCGAGAAGUUCGGCCUCAUGCCCGACGCGACCGACCCCGCUAUCCAGUUCUGGGGUGGUUUCGAGAAGGGCGACAUCAACCGCUACUAUAAGAUUGUCAUGUCUCCCUGCUCCGGCGGUGACGUUGUCUCGUUCUACUGCUUCAUGCCGACCGAGAUGACCAACCACACCCAGGAGGGCUUCGUCUUCGCCGAGGUUCCCGUCUCAGACAUCAUGGCUGGCGACUACAAGCGCCUUGACCCCACCGCCCAGAAGCUGAUCGAGCACUCGAUCGAGCGCAUGCCCUGGCGCCUCUACGUUCACCAGCCUUACCCCACCUGGCACAAGGGACGUGUCUGCCUGCUUGGUGACGCCGCCCACCCCAUGAUGCCCCACCAGUCGCAGGGUGCCUGCACUGCCCUCGAGGACGCCGCCGCCCUCGGCAUCAUCUUCUCGAAGGACUACGGAUUCACGAACAACGUCCAGGCCGGCCUCGACUUCUACGAGCACAUCCGCAAGCCCCGCGCCACUCGCGUCCAGGCCGCCUCUGCCCGUGCUACCGAGAACCUCAACGAGCGCAUCGGCUUCACCUCUCUCUCUGCCCCCGACGCCGCCCUCGCUGCCAAGAAGGGAUACCUCACUGUCAACGAGAUGAACGAGUACGACAUGAAGGCCCACAUCGCCUCCGAGGCUCACAACUACGGCAACCUCUUCAACGCCUCUCCUAAGGCCACCCCUGCCAACGCCAAGCUCGCCGCUGAGGCCCCGGUCCCCGCUACCGCUACCGCCUAA